This is a messenger RNA of Tupaia belangeri chinensis (Chinese tree shrew), 2034 nucleotides long. RefSeq names its product glycerol kinase 5 (gene GK5). Gene Ontology annotation, molecular function: phosphotransferase activity, alcohol group as acceptor; kinase activity. The record is from RefSeq and is a predicted model, not a curated record. Gene Ontology annotation, cellular component: mitochondrion. Gene Ontology annotation, biological process: triglyceride metabolic process; phosphorylation; glycerol metabolic process. Lineage: Eukaryota; Metazoa; Chordata; Mammalia; Scandentia; Tupaiidae.
CCACGUCUAUGACCGCGCGGCGCGGAUCCGCGGCUCCGGCGCGCAGAAGGUAAAAAAUCUUUAUCCUCAUCCCGGCUGGGUUGAACAUGAUCCUGACGUUCUCUGGGUUCAGUUUGUGGCUGUCAUAAAAGAAGCUGUCAAAGCUGCAGGAAUACAGAUGAACGAAAUUGUUGGUCUUGGUAUUUCAACCCAGAGAGGAACUUUUAUAACGUGGAACAAGAAAACGGGAAAUCAUUUCCACAACUUCAUUAGUUGGCAAGACCUGAGAGCUUUGGAACUUGUCAAGUCUUGGAAUAAUUCUUUUCUAAUGAAGGUGGUACACAGCUCCUGCCGCCUGCUGCACUUUUUCACCAGAAGUCGGAGACUGCUGGCAGCCAGUCUGUUCACGUUCACCACUCAGCACACUUCUCUGCGAUUGGCCUGGAUUCUACAGAACUUGGCUGAGGUUCAAAAGGCAGUCGAAGAAGGAAACUGCUGCUUUGGGACUCUGGACACCUGGUUGCUGUAUAAGCUCACGAAAGGUUCUGAAUAUGCCACGGAUUUUUCAAAUGCAAGUACAACUGGACUUUUUGAUCCAUUCAAGAUGUGCUGGAGCGGGGUCAUCACCUCCCUGCUCUCCAUCCCACUGUCUCUCCUGCCCCCCGUGAAAGACACCAGCCACAAUUUCGGAACAGUGGAUGAAGAGAUAUUUGGUGUGCCUAUACCAAUAGUUGCCUUGGUUGCUGACCAGCAGUCGGCCAUGUUUGGAGAAUGCUGCUUCCAGACGGGAGAUGUGAAAUUGACCAUGGGAACGGGGACUUUUUUGAAUAUUAAUACUGGAAAUAACCCACAGCAUACUGCUGGAGGCUUUUAUCCGUUAAUUGGGUGGAAGAUUGGGCAAGAAGUCGUGUGCUUAGCCGAAGGCAACGCUGGAGACACCGGUACUGCCAUAAACUGGGCCCAGCAGCUGGAUCUUUUCACAGAAGCUGCUGAGACGGAGAAGAUGGCUGAGAGUUUAGAAGACUCUGAAGGAGUUUAUUUCGUUCCAUCUUUUAGUGGAUUACAGGCCCCAUUAAACGACCCCUGUGCAUGCGCCUCUUUCAUGGGUUUGAAGCCCUCCACCAGUAAGCACCAUCUCGUGCGAGCAAUAUUGGAAUCGAUAGCCUUCAGAAACAAACAACUAUAUGAGUUGAUGCAGAAAGAAAUCCAUAUUCCAGUAACAAAAAUCCGGGCAGAUGGAGGCGUUUGUAAGAACGGGUUUAUCAUGCAGAUGACUUCGGACUUGAUUAAUGAGGAUAUAGACAGACCUGUCCACGUCGACAUGUCCUGCCUCGGUGCAGCCUCUCUCGCUGGCCUUGCUGUUGGGUUUUGGGCUGACAAGGAGGAGCUGAAGCAAUUGAGGCAAAGUGAAAUAGUUUUCAAGCCACAGAAGAAAUGGCAAGACUAUGAGAUGAGUAUGGAGAACUGGGUGAAAGCAGUGAGGCGCUCCAUGCAUUGGUAUAACAAGAUGUGACACGAGAGGAGACACCGCAGACUGUGGCUGGCGGCUUUCUGACGUGCAGCUGAGACAGACCUCAGGGACGACCACUACGACAGUGACCAAGAGAGGUUUUAAAACGAGCAUCACAACCUGAGAGGAAAGCAUUGCUUUUUUUAAAACAAACAAACAAUAAACUCUUUUUUUUUUCCCCCAGUUGAAAUCUGGGUCAGGUGAUAAGGCAGCAGUACCUCAAAACUUUCUGUUUUCUAGCAAAUUCCAAAGAACAUGAGCCACUCCCAGCCACAUGUGGACGAUUUCAGGCCAUCGUUUUUCUACUGGGCUAACGGCUCCUGUCGUUUCCCAUCCGAGUGCGUAGCUCUGGGUCAAGCAUUAUUCGCUUUUUGUUUCAAAAUCAUGUGAACACUUUUUCCUUAAUUCUUUAAAAUUAAGCGAACUGUUUGAAGUCCUUGAAUAACUGGGAAAAUGUAGACUUGCAACAUCAAUAUUUUAUGUCAAAAGCCAUACUUUUUCUAUGUCACAUCCGAAUAUGAACACAGUAUGUCUUCUCGAGCGAA